Molecule: messenger RNA, 554 nt
Organism: Paramecium sonneborni
Lineage: Eukaryota; Ciliophora; Oligohymenophorea; Peniculida; Parameciidae
Source: the annotation of a GenBank genome assembly
AUGCUUUUCCGAAACUAUAGAAACUAAACUUUUUAGAUUUACAGGAUUAGAACUUAAAUUGAUAAAUAAAAAAACAUAAUAAUAAAUAUUUUAGGUGUUUUGAAAAAUGAAAAAAAUAAUAUUCCAUAAGGAUAUGAAUCAUCAAUGAUUUUAGUGAGAUAUUGACAUGGAAUAGGGUCUUAAGGAAUGGACAUAUAAAAACUUUAAAUGAAAAACUGAAAUUAUAAUUUGUUUAUCAAUACCCCUUUUUUAAUUUUCGUAGCAGUUCAUCUGUUUUGACAAUAUAACCAUUUAAGCUAAAUUUUGCUUGUUAAUUAGCUAUAAAAAUUUAUUACUUUUACCUAUUGUAUAUUUUUAUUAUUGAAGAUCAUUAUAGAAUAGAGCUAAUUCAAGGAUUAAAAAUAUCUAACUCAUAAUUAAAUAAAGGUCUAUAAUUUACCAUUAAAUUACCAGGAUUUUAAAGAUCUGAAUAAACGAAUAAUUUAAAUCCUAUGAUUUCAUUAUUCAAGAUAUUCUUGGUUUUAAGUUAAAAAUAUCUUUAAUUAUUUAUAUGA